Messenger RNA from Ylistrum balloti, 2157 nucleotides. RefSeq lists its product as uncharacterized. Bases 1 to 2157 code for a protein of 718 amino acids. The record is from RefSeq and is a predicted model, not a curated record. The transcript has 19 exons. NCBI's taxonomy places the organism in Eukaryota, Metazoa, Mollusca, Bivalvia, Pectinida, Pectinidae.
AUGGCGGUUCAGCAAACGUAUCCCCGAUGGUUGAUAAAUUGUAAACAGGGAAUUAGUGAUUCAAAGGAAUGGAACACAUUUUUAGGGGAGUUACAUGAAGCCAUCCAACAACAGCUGACAGAAAGUCAUGUCCAGUACUUCACAGACUUGUCUGAGGCUGAGAAGGAGCUAUUUAUGGAAAGGGCCACAGCUGCUAUUGAAGGAGGUGGUAUAUUUACAAACCUGUCUAAGAAGGUUUCAGUUCUCUUGGACCAACACUUGAAUGAGGAGGUUUCUCGUCAGCUACUAGAGGAUGCCCCUGUUGGAACCAAGUCUGAUCUCAUUAUAGAGAAUGCAGAAGAGGGCUCACUUAGUAUGCUGAAGAAAUGGCCAGACAUGAAAAACAAGCUAAACAUUUGUCUAAACCAGGCACUACCUCCUCCCCUGAGACAGGUGGCCUGGAGACUCUAUCUCACCAACAGUAGAGUAAGAAAGCAGUAUGUUGACCAACUGAAUAGUAAUCCAAGGGCAGCAAUCUCCCCAUAUGACCUUGAGAUAUCCCAGAAAUGUGAGGCACUGAUAAAUACAGAGUCGACUUUUGCUGAUCUUAAAGGAUCUGUGGGGUCAUUUUAUGCCAUGAAAGCUGUUUUGUCAUACUACCAUGCAUCUCUGAAGACCAAGAAUAGGCUUCGAGAUGUAGACCAUCUCCUUGUCGUGCCAUUUGUGAAAGUGAAUGAACCCAACAUGCCAAAACGCGAGCCUCCUGCUGGUCGAGUGAUUGCCGCAUUGGUGGAGCAAUACAUUUCUUACAUGGAUUCUAGGCCAGGCUUUGUCACAGACACUGGCUCUGAUAAACAUGAAGAUGAGAUGGUAGCAUUUGUAGACAAAGUGGCUAGAGAAUUACAGGAGAAGUUUCCAAGUGUGGCCAGGGCUAUUGUCAAUAAUGUUGUCAGCACCAAGGAAAAGAUUGUGGAAACGGAGACUGGUAAAUAUGCACUGUUGAUGGAAGGUCUCACCUCUCUUGUCCGUCCUGUGAUACGUGGCAUGUUUGUCACUUACCUUAACUUUGACACACUUCUGUAUGUAUGGGACCAGUAUAUGAUCGGAUCAAACACUCCAGGCUUCCACACAGAAUGGCUGACCAACGUAACACUCGUGUUUCUGGGACUUCUCAGAGAAAAACUUAAAGAUGCAUCAUCGGCAGGGGAGAUGGAAAAAACCCUUAAGAUAGAGGGACCAAGACUAAUGAUUCCACAGUUUCAAUAUGAGGUUAAGACUGACCACUUCAAGACGCUAUACUCAAUGUUACAACAAGAUCAGAAAGCUGCCAUGCCUGUGCUGGAUCCUACACAGUCUCAACACCCACCAUGGCGUCACUGGUACAACGAUGUUAUCCCGCCUUACACCAAACCCCAGGAGCGGCGUCGUGCCCGAGAGGAGAGGGAAGCUGAGCGAGAGAGAAUGGCACGUAUGCAGAAGGACAAUGAAAUCAGCAAACGAGAGUUGGCAAUCAAGGAACGAAGGGAGGAAGAUGAGGAAUACCAGAGAAUGGCAGCAGGGGAGAGACAGAGGUUAGAAAUGGAGAGGAUGAGACUGGAGGAGAUGGUUCAGGAGGAACGGAGAAAGAGGCUGCAGGCUGAACAGAGAGCCCAGGAGGAGAUAGCACGUCUUAGAAUGGAGGUAUCUGCCCUUGGUUAUACCAAACCGAGAUCUCGUGCCUCAACAGGAAGAUCCUCAGUUGUUAUCAGUCGGUUCUGUGUGGCGCCCCCACCUACACGGGUAUCAACCCCAGAGCCACUACCUACCAUAAAAGAGGAUAAACGAGCUCCGACUCCUGCCAAAUCCCCAGACAACCAGACUCGCGAAGUUCUCAUAGACUUCUUACAGAGAGUGAAGCUUGGAGCAGACAAAAUUGCCCAUGGCCAAGGAGAAGACAAGGCAGAGCUUGAUAGAGAGACAGAUGGGUAUCUCCAACAGAAUGUCAAGGACAUCAAGCGGGCACAGAGAGACAUACUUGGCCACACGUUAAAGCCUGGAGAAUUUGACCGGAUGUCACCUACUUCACAACAGAACAUCAGUGAACAGAUGAUGAAGAUGAUGCAGAAAUGGAGAGAAGACAGACGAGCUCGAGAACUUCAACAGACACCAGGCAGUCGCAAAAACUCACGCAACAAAUAG